AUGAAAAGUAACAGAGAACCCGAGAACGAAGUAAAGCAACUGGACCGUUCGAGUAAAAUUGCGAAGCUGUCGCCGAUGAUGGAUGAGCACGGAAUCCUUCGAGUAGAUAGUCGGAUCGGCGAUGCAAGAUACCCGAUCAUCCUACCACAUGAUCAUCGUGUGGCGAUGCUACUGCUGGAUUGGUAUCAUGUUGAGGACACGCGUACGCCUGACGAAGACUCGAUGCAUGUGGUGUCGAGUGUACAAGUCCGUUCCAGUGGCACCGAAGAUGGGACCGCUACCAAUGGUAAGAUUAACGCCGCAUCAAGCAGCCUGUCAUCCGAUUCGUGCAAAAAAGCAAUGCGCAGGUUCAUUGCGCGACGUGGAGCUCCUCAAGAGAUCUACUACGACAACGGUACCAAUUUUGUCGGGGUCAGCCGGGAGCUGAAAAGGGAAAUCGAGGGAAUCAAUGCAAAGUUAAGCAGUACCUUCACGGACACCUAUACGCAGUGGAGGUUCAACCCACCCUCAGCACCACACAUGGGAGGCUGCUGGGAACGGAUGGUUCGGUCCAUCAAGUCGGCUUUGGUCAUGGUUCCCACGGAACGUAAGCUGGAUGACGAAUCGCUGGUGACAGUCUUUGCAGAAGCGGAAAAAAUGAUCAACUCUCGGCCUUUGACCUUCGUUUCGCUGCAGACGUCAGACCAGGAAGCGAUAACCCCAAAUCACUUCCUGCUGUUAAGUUCAACUGGAGUACAACAACCGAUAAAGCAGCCUGUAAGCGAAGGAGAGUCAUUGCGGAGCAGUUGGGACAUGAUGCAGCCCACGUUGGACAGGAUCUGGCAAAAGUGGAUCACCGAUUAUCUGCCGACGAUAACAAGGAGGACCAAGUGGUUCCAAAAUGUGCGAUCAGUCAAAGAGGGUGAGUUGGUAGUCAUAGCGGAUGAGAAGGUCAGGAAUAGGUGGUUGAGAGGUCGGGUAGUGCGUACGUUUCCUGGAAAGGAUGGGACCGUGCGACAAGUUGUUGUGACUUCAGGUGGUACACUACGGAGACCAGUCAUCAAGCUUGCACUACUAGAUUUGGAACCCGAAGAUGACGCCAAAGCAGAAACUGGGGCGACAUGA
Molecule: messenger RNA, 1104 nt
Organism: Ochlerotatus camptorhynchus
Lineage: Eukaryota; Metazoa; Arthropoda; Insecta; Diptera; Culicidae
Exons: 3
Coding region: 1-1104 (367 amino acids)
Biological process (GO): DNA integration
Molecular function (GO): nucleic acid binding
Source: RefSeq, a predicted model, not a curated record